This is a messenger RNA of Glossina fuscipes, 566 nucleotides long. Its product is annotated as coiled-coil domain-containing protein 115. Lineage: Eukaryota; Metazoa; Arthropoda; Insecta; Diptera; Glossinidae. Gene Ontology annotation, cellular component: extrinsic component of endoplasmic reticulum membrane. Gene Ontology annotation, biological process: vacuolar proton-transporting V-type ATPase complex assembly. The coding region runs from base 79 to 546 and encodes 155 amino acids. The record is from RefSeq and is a predicted model, not a curated record. The transcript has 2 exons.
UUGUUAUUUUCACAACAAAUCUUUAACAGCUUUAACAGCUGAUUGGAUUUUAAUGUUUUACCAAAAAAGUAAUUAACAAUGAAAGGCAAAAUCGAGGAAUUGUUAGAUGCUUUGUACUUGGAAUUACUGCAUUUGAUAGAACAACAAACCGAGUGCCGUGUAAAUAUAGAACGUUUAACAAAGGCAGGGCUCUUGUUAUUGGCCAAAACUCGCUAUGUUAGCGGGAUGCAAACGGUAAGCGUGGCUCAGUUGCCUACAGAGAAUAGUGAAGAUUUUAAGGCCUUAUGUCGCGUCGUUGAAAGAAGUGAUGAGGAAGCAGUUUCUGGUCACAAAAUUCAAUUGGUACGUUCUGCAGUUGAGAAAUCCGAGGGCUACUAUGAACCAUUGCACUUUUUUAAUAUAUUAGUACCCAGUAGUUUACGCAAUGCUGCUGAGCAAUACAAAAAAAGCAUAGCGUUGCUCGUUGAGAGUGCUAAUAUCCAAAGAGAAAUGUUAGCCGUAAUGGAAAACAUAAAAGACUUGAAAAUUUUAAAGAAACAAUUCUAAAAUAAAAAAUUUUUUUUAUU